This is a messenger RNA of Mizuhopecten yessoensis (Yesso scallop), 7106 nucleotides long. Its product is annotated as small glutamine-rich tetratricopeptide repeat-containing protein alpha-like. NCBI's taxonomy places the organism in Eukaryota, Metazoa, Mollusca, Bivalvia, Pectinida, Pectinidae. Gene Ontology annotation, molecular function: protein binding; molecular adaptor activity. The transcript is spliced from 12 exons. Gene Ontology annotation, biological process: post-translational protein targeting to endoplasmic reticulum membrane. Gene Ontology annotation, cellular component: TRC complex; membrane. The coding region runs from base 293 to 1315 and encodes 340 amino acids. The record is from RefSeq and is a predicted model, not a curated record.
UUUACGACCUAUCUUUGGUUGCUGAAAAUAAUUAAUUUUGCAUAACAAUAAAAUAUUUGAUCAAUCAACAAAACCUUUUUGUAACAUUAUAACAACAAUAUGUAUUGACAGUUUCAGAAACACAAAUAAAAACAAUAGCAAAAUUAAAACGUCGUGUAAUCAAACGAAUGUUCUCGUUUUUGGUCUACUUCCUGUCUGCGCCUUACUUCCGGUCUAAAUUUCUGACACCGGUGUGGUGAACAACUUGAGAAAUUACACUUAAAACUGCAGUCAUUCAUUUCAAGAGAUCAAGAUGGCAGAUGUGAAGAAGUUGGUGUUUGCUAUAAUGAGGUUCAUGGAGGAUCAGAAAGUAACUGGGGAUCUUGAUGAAGAUUCCUUGGAGAGCCUUGAGGUUGGACUACAGUGCUUAUCCAAUGCCUAUGGUCUAGAUAUGACCGACCCUAGUCAGAUUGCUAAAUACCAGGUACAGAAGAAUCUCCUGGAUAUAUUCAACUCACAACUUAGUUUAGAGCCUGAUUCUGAUUUUUCAACAUUAUCCUUACAUGAACCUACAGAGGAAGAGAAACAACAAGCAGAGGAUAAGAAAGCAACAGGAAAUGAAUUUAUGAAGGCUGAGAAGUAUUCAGAUGCUGUGGAGUAUUACACUCAAGCGAUUAAACUUGACAACAAAAACCCUGUCUACUAUUGCAACAGAGCAGCAGCAUACAGUAAAAUAAACAAACAUGACCUCACCAUAGAGGAUUGUCAACGGGCACUGUCUAUAGACCCAUGCUACAGUAAAGCGUAUGGAAGGAUGGGGAUUGCGUACACAGCUCUAGAUGACCACGAAAGUGCCCUGGAAUGCUACAGAAAGGCCCUUGAUCUUGAUCCUGGCAAUCAGACACAUCAGAAUAAUCUUGAAAUAUCUGAACAGAAACUAAAGGAACGAGCAACACAGACUGGAUUUAACAUGGGAGCAGCAGGAAUGCAAGGGAUGGCAGGAAUGCCAGGGAUGCCAGGAAUGCCUGGAAUGCCUGGAAUGGACAUUGGUGCAAUGUUAAACAAUCCCGCUAUGAUGAAUAUGGCUAGGACAUUCAUGCAAGAUCCAGGACUGCAACAAAUGAUGACAAACAUGAUGUCGGGGGCUCAGUCAGGAGGUAAUCCAAGUUCCAUGGGACUUCUACAAGUAGGCCAGCAGCUGGCUGCUCAAGUACAGGAAACUCAUCCAGACUUGGUGGCACAACUCCGGGAACAGAUGGGACGACCUAAUGGAGAAAACCCAGAUGCACAAAGCGAAGGAGGAAAUCCCCCACCACAAGAACCUCCCGCCCAGUAAUAAAAACCAUGGAACUGACACUGCUUGGACCCGUCUCAUCCUUCCUAGGCAAUAUCGCUGACGACAUCAAAAGGUGUUGCAUGACUUACAAAUGAGCUACUAGACCGAUACAAAUGUCACAUGACUUGAACAGAAGUCACAUGACCCGUCUACAAGUUGAUGACUGAAGCAGGAGUCACAUGACUUAGGAUUAAGAAUAUUCCAACAUAAGCAACAUGGCUUCAAAUUAAAAGAAGUCGCCUGAUUACAUCAGUCAUGUGACUUCCAAUACCAAUCACAUGAUUCCAUAGAUGUCAUGACUAGAAUUAUUUGUCAUGUGUAAUGUGAAACAAAGUGUGUGAGUUGUUUUGGUAGUGUUAGCACUGGAGCGUGACAGAUCCCCUGAGUGAUAACUGUGCCAGAAAGGCAUGAAUAUGCAUUGGUUUCAUGUUCCAAAGUGUUAUUCACCUUUCACCUUGCACCGUGAUUAAGAAGUCUACAAAGUGCUGUAAACAAUACCUUUAUCACCAUGUGUCAUCAAUGACAGAUUUACCUGGCAUUGUUCAGUCAAUAUUGAAAGGUUGCAAUUCAAAAAUGGAAAAUUCUCACAAUUUUUCAUCAUUAUUAUUUAAUGAUUCCAGUUAAUGAUUUGGUGGACCAAUCCAGAAUCUUCUUUAAUAUGAGGUAAUAUGUGAAGUGGUGCCAUCUUGAGUGACGUUAUAGUUUUAUACAUCACACUUUAGUUCAUUAUAUCUAAGGUCAUUUAAAAGCCAGCUGGAAUUCCAUUUAAGUUCCCCAUACACAUGUGUUUCAAUAUACAUGUCUCGUGUGAACAUAAAAGUCACUAUCCCUAGUGUGAGGUUUACAAUCCACUGUCCCUAGUGUGAGGUUUACAACCCACUGUGUUUCGUGUUAAUGUUACCUAUCAGGUGAUAGUUCAACAGCUGAUUUUUAAUGACUUUGGAAGACGCUUCUCUGAUUUUGGAUUGGUUCACCGAUUUCUUUACUAUACAAUUUAAUUUCAUUCAUUACACUGCGUAAAUAUUGGAAAACUUUAUAUAUUAUUCAGAUCUCCAUGUUUCUCAUUAAAAUAUGUUUAUUACUGGGUUAUGAGAUCUGUUUAGAUGGAGUGAGAGUACAUUGUAUAGAUGUUUAUGUGUUGGGGAUAUUUGUACUGCACACAGCAGAACAUCAGUUGUUUAGUUGAUAAAAAAUUAUAUGUCCUGAAUUUCUUCUCUACUGUUACAACAGCAGGAGAAUCAAUAUAUUUGACGGUGCUAGAAACAUUUGUGUAUAGCCCAAACGAUUUAUCAUACUAAACGACUGGUAGUCACAAAUGGCCACAGUAAAAUGUAGACUCUGCACUUAUUUAAAAAAAAAAAAAAAAAAAACGUGGAAAAAACAAAGAAAAAACAGAACAUGUUUAUUACAUAAAUAAAUAACUUCCUUGACAAAAAGAUUGCUGAAUGCUAGUUGGCUGCCUGGUUCUAUGAUUUUAUCUGUAGCUGGACUCGGCUAAUGACCAUGGAUCAAAAAUCAUUUAUACUAUAUUGAUAUAUUAAAGAUUAAUAUUGUGAUUGUAAACAAUUAAAAUGGUCAUUUUGUAUGAAUUAUUCACUGAUUUUUUUCUUAAGACAUGUCAGCUGUAAUAAUGACAUCCAGUUUUAAUUUAUUUUGAUCGUGGUUGAAGGACAGAACUGUUUAUCCAUUCCUUUGUUUCCUUGUACUUCAUUAAUAAUGAUACAGAUACAUGUACAUGACAUUUUCUCAAAACUAGGUAACUUUGUAUAAACUAAUACUUCAUCAUUCUAUAUAGGUUUAUAUUAGUGCCAGUACUUUAAGGAUUGUAAAACCUUAAAUACAAAAAUGUGUUAUCAUGAAUACUAUAUUACUGCUACUAAUCUCUUACUACAUUAAUACUGUGCUGCCAUCGAUACAGUUCCACUGUUAGGUUGGUGUUACCAUGGAUACAUUGUCAUUGUGAGAUCUGUGUUACCAUGGAUACACUCAAUUUGAUAGCUGUGUUACCUUGGAAACAGUGUCACUGUGAGAACUGUGUUACCAUGGAUACACAUUGUGAUACUGUGUUACCGUGGAUACAGUGUCACUGUGAGAACUGGGUUGUCAUGUAUGCAUCGUUAACUCGGAUACAAUGUAACUGGGACCUUUACCAUUCAUACAGUGUUUCUGUAUGUACUAUGUUAUCAUAGAAACAGUGAUGGGGUAUGCUAUAUUGCUACACAGCGCCAUGACUACAGCAGUGUUCAUUUGAAUAAUGAUACAAUCAUGAAUCAUUGAUAUAAUAGUACUAAGCAUAGUACAAGAAUACUGUGUUUAUCACCUUCAUAACCACUGAUUCACAUAAAUUUACCAUGGUCUGGAUAUUCAAAGAUUACAUUCCCCGAGUUUCAUGACUUUUUAAUGUAUAUGUAAAAGUGUUUUUGAAAAAAUCUACACUUCUUAAUGCAGCGAUAUAUAUGGGGAUUCAAAAUAACCAUUUUCAUGAAAGAAAUUUGAUAAUACACUGUACUAGCAAAGACAUUUUGGACAUUUAGAAAAUAUAACCGGAAACUUUUGCUGUGUACUAACAUUCAGUGUGUUAGCAAUGCAGAGGAACUACAAAAAUUAGUAGAGGAUGUUUUCAAACACAUAUUCUUAUGCCUUUUUCUGCUGGUUAGCUUUAAAAAAUGUACAACAGUAAAACUGUUAGAUUGAAAGCCUAGGAAUCAAGUACACACAGGAAACUUAAAAUUACUAGAAUUCAAAGUUUCAGAUAUUUAGAAAUAAUUCAUUUAUUUUAAAGAUGAAUAUCAAUAUAAAGUUUAAAAAAUGAGUUUGAAGGUUUGAACAGUUGGGCAUUGCCUAUGAUAAUAGACAGCCAAUGCAUUUAGUUACACAAGAGUGUGCCAAACUCGACUGAAUGCUAUUUUUGUUAUCCUAAACUCUAAAUGAAUUCUUUUAAUCGUUAUUUAUUAUCAAUAAAUGUUUUAGAACCGACCAUUAUAGAUAUAAAGUAAUACAUUCUAAUACUAAUGAAAUGUUGCAAAGCAUUUCAUCUUCUUAAUAUAUAGUAAGCAGUCUCAUACAAAGUUGCCUUUUGAAUUCUAUUUUCUCAUUGCUAUUUUAUUAUUGCAGGGAUUUCAUGUCAUAAAUUCUACUGUGUAUAUAUAACAAAUUGGAAAACUGCCUUUUUGAAUAAAUAUUUUACCUGAGAAUGUUUAUUUGUAAUUAAUGGUAUUUAAAUCAUAAAUGAAUUAUAAAUAUAAAUUUGUCUUUCAUUCAAUUUUCAAGAUAGCAGAUUGGUUCUGAACUGCUGGUGGUUGUGUUCAUAUGUAUUAUACAUAACUUUGUGCUUGCAUUCAUAUAUAUAUUUGAGGAAUCAAUGAGAUCUAGUUCUAGGGAAAAACCUUUUAAAUGAAGAAUUUCCCUAAUUAAUCAAUAAACUUAUAACAGUAGAAAUAAUGUAUACAAGUUCCUGAAUCUAAUCUUCGGAAACCCAGAGUUUUUAGAUAGUCUGAUAACUUGGAAGGUUCCAAUGUAUAUGAUAGUAUUAGAUAAUAAACGGUAAAUAUCUGCAUUCAGAAGUUUUUUAAUUUUUGAUGUUAUUCACCUUUCUGUUGAUAAAGAUGGGAAUACACAUUUUUUGCAAGUUACAAAUGAAUUAAAACUCAUAUUCUGAGUUUUGCGUUAUUGUAUUUUCACCAUCUGAAACAUUGGGUUUUGAUUUACCAUAAUGCAACUAAAAGAAACAGGAAACAUCUUAUUGAUAUACAUUGUAUUUAUAAUCAAACCAAUAAAUUGUGCAUAAUAUAAUUUGUAAUGCUAAGUUUUGGAAAACAAAAAACACAAACUUUUGACACUCUCUUAAUAUCUUUGUUUUCCCCAAAAAAUGUUUUAGCAAGAAGGAAUCUAUUCAGUUUUUGCUGCCAGUGGUACCUUCAGUUUAAAUAUACAAGUAUUAUUUUUACAUGUAUUUGUUCAGGAAAAUAAAUGACCCUAUCAUCUAGAAAUAUGAAAUUUCUAAGGAACAUAUUGAAGAUUGUUCUAAAUACAUGUUUGAAGUUUUGGGGCUAUAACAAGGAAUUGGACAAUGUGUAUAUGUUGUAAUGUGCUGUCAUCUUUAUAGUGCUAUAAUGCUUGGGACUUGCAUUGCGUUUAAAAAUAACAUUAAAUGAUAGGUUUGAUUAAGAGAGAGAACAAGAGAGAGAAAGAGAAAAAUCCAUAUUUCAUUUAAAAUUAAAAUAAUUAAAAUAAGCUUGCUAUGAGCGCUAAUUAGUUUUGUUUGAUAUUUAUGCAGUGGUGUAUUGCAGAACUAUUUCUUGUGGGGAAAAAUGGUUCAAAUCAGAUGCAAAUUGCUUCAUGAGAUUGAUUUUUUUCUUUGCCUUCACUUAUAAAACAGUUGAAAAUAAAGGUGAAUGAAAUAUGUUCAAAUGUAUAGUUUAAAAAUGGAUCUAUUUGUAUUUGGUCGGACACUAAGUAGAUUCUGCAUUCUUUCAUUCGGUCCAAAUAAACUAGUAGUACCAAACGCAUAUUUUCAUUGCCCUGGAGCUUCAAAUAAAUUUACUGAUGAUUUUGUGUGCUAAUCUAGGGUAACGGAAGCCUAAUCACAGGAACCUUGCCUCCCCUAUAUUAUAAGAGAUAGGUGGCAGUGAUCCCUUCCUGUACUCCAUACUUUUAAUUUAUCUUCAAAAUCUUUUCAAGAAUUGUUCUCAGAACAAAUUAAUAGUGAAAAAUACCAUAGUUUAAACUGUAAUAUGAAAUGAUUUGAUUGAAAUUUAGCAAAAAGGUGAGCUGUAAAAAAAAUGUGAUAAUUUCAAAGGUGAAAAUUAAAUAGUAAAAAUGUAUUCUCCCUACAAAGUAGAAUACUUGGCAACAAGGUAUUAUCAAUUAAUUCAAAUGAAUAUAUAGAUUUUAUAAAUCAACUAAGUUUAUGCAUUUAGAGUCAUGCAGCAUACAUGUUCAUCUUUGAUAUAUCGGAGCUAAAUAUAAGUUGUGUUUAAUUCUAGUCUCCAGCAACUAUUGAUCUUCUGGAUUUUCCACUGCGGAUGUGCUUAUUUUAUUGUUUAAGGGAUGUUAGGUCAAGCCAAUUUGAUUGUUUAGGGAUGUAAGGGUUCAUUAUAUGAAUGUUGAUUUUGUAAGUGAAUAUAAGGCCAAUCCAAUUAUUUUCGUUAUGGAGCAUGUCCAUAUAUUAUAUGGACAUGAACGUUUAAGUUACAACAUUUUUAUGGGACAUGUCAUUAUAUUGUUAUGUACACAUACUUUUUAAUAGAGAUACCCUUGUAAGUCAAGUAAGUCUCUGACCACAGAGUGCAUCCUUAUAUGGACAUGCACAUAUCUACCUGUUUGUAGUGCUAUUUGGAGUACCAACACUAGUAUGUUAUCACUAUUAUCGACCAGUAUACAAGGCAAAGGUAAUCCGCAUGUUGAAAACGUAUGUUGCUGUUCAAUAGGAAAACAAUCUGUACAAAACUAGAGGAUUGCUUGCAUUUUGUGUGGAAUUUUUGUUCAGGAUCAUUCUGUGACAAUAUUGAUUUAGACUCGAUUUUGUUAUUGUGCUAGUUGUAGCAAUAUCCAUCGAAAAUCCAAACAUUCGAGAUAUAUUGGAGCAAUAGUGAGAACAAAAGUAUCCCCGAAAUCAAAGCAAGAAUCCAUUUUGAGAAAAACAAUUCACAACAAUUGAAGUUAAAGCAGCGAUUGUUUAGCAAUAUGUAAACGUAGAACAACAUUAGUUAGUAACUGCUUGUAAUUAGUAACGUGGAUGAUAAUUGGUUGUACAUUUGUGAAUAAAAUAGAAUAUCAUUGACCUUUUUAA